This is a messenger RNA of Oryctolagus cuniculus (rabbit), 2830 nucleotides long. It is a transcript of the gene PTGDR2, whose product is annotated as prostaglandin D2 receptor 2. Gene Ontology annotation, molecular function: complement receptor activity; G protein-coupled receptor activity. Gene Ontology annotation, cellular component: plasma membrane. Gene Ontology annotation, biological process: phospholipase C-activating G protein-coupled receptor signaling pathway; complement receptor mediated signaling pathway; positive regulation of cytosolic calcium ion concentration. The record is from RefSeq and is a predicted model, not a curated record. Lineage: Eukaryota; Metazoa; Chordata; Mammalia; Lagomorpha; Leporidae.
GCCCCUGCACUCGUUCUUGUCACUCUCCAAAGCAUGCUGGGGCUCCCACUUCCGUGCACACAGCAACGACACCAUGUGCAUGUGCACUGCUCUUGGGGCUUCUGCAACGUCUCCUCCGUGGCAGGGAUGGAGCAGGAACUGCCAGCAUGGAUGGAGAGGAAUGAGACUUGAACACCAGUGUGACACUUGGCAGCUGUCCCCGCCUUCCGCCACCCCACCCCUAGACACACAAGCACGCACGCACUCUGGGGCUGAGAGCGGUUUCCUCCCUCAACCUCACUCCCUGCCUCCGCCUGCCUGCUGCCUCUCUUCUGCCUACUGCUGGGAGCUCCCUGCUCGCUCGGCAGGGCCUGGAAUCCUGUGCCCUUUCUGUGCUCAGGGCCCCACCAUGUUGGCCAACGCCACGCUGAAGCCGCUGUGCCCCCUCCUGGAGCAGAUGAGCCAGCUGCAGAGCCACAGCAACUCCAGCAUCCGCUACAUGGACCACGCCUCGGUGCUGCUGCACGGGCUGGCGGGGGUGCUGGGCCUGGUGGAGAACGGACUCAUCAUCUUCCUGGUGGGCUUCCGCAUGCGCCAGACCGUGGUCACCACCUGGGUGCUGCACCUGGCGCUGUCCGACCUGCUGGCCGCCGCCUCCCUCCCCUUCUUCACCUACUUCCUGGCCGUGGGCCACUCGUGGGAGCUGGGCACCCCUUUCUGCAAGCUGCACUCCUCUGUUUUCUUCCUCAACAUGUUUGCCACGGGCUUCCUCCUCAGCGCCAUCAGCCUGGACCGCUGCCUGCAGGUGGUGCGGCCCGUGUGGGCGCAGAACCACCGCACGGUGGCCGCGGCGCACCGACUCUGCCUGGCGCUCUGGGCCCUGGCAGUGCUCAACACCGUGCCCUACUUCGUGUUCCGUGACACCAUCCCGCGGCGGGACGGGCGCAUCAUGUGCUACUACAACGUCUUGCUGCUGAGCCCCGGGCCGGACCUCGAUGCCACCUGCAACUGGCGCCAGGCGGCCCUGGCGAUCAGCAAGUUCCUACUGGCCUUCCUGGUGCCGCUGGUCAUCAUCGCCUCCAGCCACGCGGCCGUGAGCGUGCAGCUGCGCCACCGCGGCCGGCCGCGGUCCGGCCGCUUCGUGCGUCUGGUGGCCGCCGUGGUGGCGGCCUUUGCGCUCUGCUGGGGGCCCUACCACGCCUUCAGCUUGAUAGAGGCGCGGGCGCACGCGGUGCCGUCGCUGCGGCCGCUCGCCUGGCGCGGGCUGCCCUUCGUCACCAGCCUGGCCUUCCUCAACAGCGUGCUCAACCCGCUGCUUUACGUGCUCACCUGCCCCGACGUGCUGCGCAAGCUGCGGCGAUCGCUGCGCUCGGUGCUGGAGAGCGUGCUGCUGGACGACAGCGAGACCGGCCUCGACUCCCGCCGCCGCCGCCGCCGCACCUCCUCCACCGCCACCUCCGCCACCUCCUUCUCGCUGCGCAGCCACCUGCCACCCGCGCUCUGCCCCGCGCGCCUCCCGGGAUGGCUGAGGCGCGGCAGCGCAGCGACCCCGCAAAAGGCCCAGGCCCGCGAUGAGAGGGGACCCCUGAACUCGGCGGUGAGCACCACCUCCGAGUAGGACCCGAGGUGGAACAUCGCGGUUAGAACGUAGACAUCCAGCCUCCAGCCUCCCGGUCCCGGGGUGGCUCCCGGUGGCUCAGGGAGUCAGUUAAAGUAGUUUUCCCAAACGUGGCCGGGCCUAGGAUUCCCCGGUGUUACGGUGCAGUUUGGCUCAGCAGCUGUGUGUUGGGGCCAGGCACCCCCCUUGCCUGCACCACACUUGGAGUGACAGGUUGAUGUCCUAUCCUCAAACUAAGGCAGCAGUCCCAAGGGUGCACCUCCCGGGAUGGGGAAAGCUGGGGUUCCGUGUAACCAGGGGUGUAUAUCAAGCAGUGAGAGGGAAGCUUGGAGAGCGCUGGCUGUUCCUCGCUCCUCCACCUCAGCCAUUUAGCCAAUGUUUAUUGAGCUCUGGCUGCUUUAUCCCAGCCAUUGAUUCCAGUGUUUACAGGUGAGCCAAGGAGGCUGAGCCCGGCUAAGGGAAUCACCCAAAGCUUGGGUGCCACUGAGGACAGGGUCUGCUCUCUCCCCUGAAGGGUGCCCACCUACCAUCUGGUGGAUGAAAGAGCAUCCUGGGACCCACCCAGGUACGAUGGUCUUCAGUCUUUAGUGUGGAGAAUGUGGCACCUCACAGCUCACCUGACCACGGCACCCUGAGCCCUGUGCAGGCCUGUGUUCUGCAGGAUGCCUGCUGGGCAUUUGGGAAUCCAAGAUCUUUGUAGCACCUGCUGGGGGCCAGCCAGCGCUCCCAACCCUGUGUAGAUGAAGUAACCCGUGUCCCUGUCCUCGCAUUUGCACUGUAUUUACUUCCUCUUUUAGCCAGUACUGUCACAGCCUGAUGGGCACGAGUUACUCAGACUCUAGGGGCUUUGGCAAGUCUGGGGUCCGAGAGGAAACCUGGCUCUCCCCCGGCUCCCAGGGCUGAGAAGUGGGGAGGAACCGUGGACUGGAGGGUGGAGACCACUGCUGUAACUCUCCCUCUCAGGGACAGAUAGAGCUGGGGGCUGGGACAUUUGUCUGGUGGAAGAACUGGGAUGAAAAACUCUCUGACAACCGUGGUCCAGUGCUCCUGACGUCACUGAAGGCUGGGUCCACUAAGGCUGGGCUAGAUGGGGGCAGGCCACGCCAGGGCAGCUGCCGGGCAAAGCAGAGACAGACGCCACCCAGCCUCCCUCCAGCUUAGCACUUUCCCAUGUGCCACCGCAUGUUUCACUUAUCUAAGUUUCUUCCAUCAGAAUAAAAGCUCCAGGAUGUA